This is a messenger RNA of Setaria italica (foxtail millet), 3308 nucleotides long. RefSeq names its product protein STRUBBELIG-RECEPTOR FAMILY 3. NCBI's taxonomy places the organism in Eukaryota, Viridiplantae, Streptophyta, Magnoliopsida, Poales, Poaceae. The record is from RefSeq and is a predicted model, not a curated record. The transcript has 18 exons. Gene Ontology annotation, biological process: protein phosphorylation. Bases 500 to 2914 code for a protein of 804 amino acids. Gene Ontology annotation, molecular function: ATP binding; protein binding; protein kinase activity.
UCUCUCUCCCCUCUUCCUCCUUUCCUCUCCUUCCCCCUCACACCACCAAUCAGCACUCGCGCACACCGCCCACUCUUUCUCUCCCUACCUUUUCACGCCCGUUGCUUGCUCACGCUCCCCCCUCUCUCUCUCUACAUCUCUCUCCACCUCCCUUUCUCUCACUUCGCCGCCACUCCCCCAGUCUCUCUCUUCCUCCUCUCUAUCCACUCCUCACAGCUAGAUUCUAGAAGCCAACAAAAACAGACGGGGAGCAGAGCGCAGAGGGGACAAUCGUGCUCCGGAAAAGCAACCCUCAAGAGUAUCCACCUCCGCUCUCCCUUCUCUCUCUAGAUCUACGCAAGCCGCCUCGGUUUCCGCGAUCGCCGCCGCCGCUCGUGCUCCUGCCUCGUCCCACCGCGACGGCGCGGCGGCUGAUGCUCCCGUGCUGCUCCGCGGAGCUGGUGGUGCUGCGCUGUUAGCUGGUCCGGGAGUCCGAGACUCUGAACCCCGCGAGCGAGCGAUGGGGGCGGGGCGCGGCCGGCGCUUCCGGCCCGGGGUUCCGGUCCUCGUCCUGCUGCUGAUCGCCGCUGCGGCAUUGCCGCGCCGGGCGCUCGCGGUCACCGACGCCGCCGACGUUUCUGCUAUAAAUGGACUUUAUGUUGCACUUGAAUCACCAAAGCUGCCUGGAUGGUCUGCAAGUGGUGGAGAUCCCUGUGGUGAGAGUUGGCAGGGUGUCACAUGUACUGGCUCAAGUAUAACCUCAAUAGUUUUCAAUGCUGCGAAUUUAGGAGGACAGCUAGGCAGCCUGGGGAAAUUCACAUCAAUAACUGAAAUAAAUCUUAGCAACAAUAAUAUCGGUGGAACUAUACCGGAAGAUCUACCUGCCACACUGCAGAAUUUCUUUCUCUCAGAUAACCAACUCACUGGAAGCAUCCCAAUGUCAUUAUCAAACCUCCGCAGUCUAACAGCCAUGUCACUGAAUGGUAACCAUCUAGAUGGAAAAUUGCCAGAUGCAUUUGAUUCACUAACGGGACUUGUAAAUCUGGAUAUUUCUUCCAACAACUUCAGUGGUCCAUUACCACCUUCAUUGGGGAGCUUGACAUCACUGACUACAUUGCACAUGCAAGAUAAUCAACUAACUGGAACCCUUAAUGUGUUGCAGGAUCUCCCUCUCAAAGAUUUAAAUGUAGAGAAUAAUAUGUUCUCUGGGCCAAUUCCUCAAAAUCUGCUGAACAUACCAAAUUUCAAAAAUGAUGGGAAUCCAUUUAAUACCAGCACAACUCCCUCUACUUCACCCUCUUCGACACCUACUGGCUCUACACCAACAUCAACACCAACACAAACACCAUCAUCCUCUUCAGGAGCUCCUCCACCAUCUAGUACAGCGUCAAACUCCAGUGGAUCUACUGCACGAGAUAGCAGCUCUCCAUCAUCCAAGAAGCACAAGUCUUCAACCCUAAGAACUGUUGGAUAUGUUCUUCUUGCCAUCGUGCUAUUCAUAGUUAUAGUGCUGCUGGUGAUAUUUUGCCUGUCCAAGUACCAAGAGAGGCAAGAGAGACGUGAGUAUUCCACAAGUCAAUUAGGGAGGGUGCGUCAGAGGGUUGAGGAACCAAAAAUCAAGCAAGCUUCGGUGCAGUCAACAAACGAUGCCAAAAAAGGUUCAGCUGAAAAUCCUGAUAGAAAGAAGCCUCGUGAAAUAAAUUUAACAGUACCAGGUUCAGCUGAAAAUUCUGAUAGAAAGAAGCCUCGUGAAAUAAAUUUAACAGUACCAGCUGCCCUUGAGAAGCCUCCUGAAAAGAGAAAAGAGCAUGUAAUUAAUUUGGAGCGAACAGAAUCAGAGAUCUUUGCUACAGCACCUCCACCACCUCCACCUCCACCUCCACCUCCUCCUCCUCCCCUGCCGCCGCCGCUGCCACCAACACCAUCACCACCAUCACCACCUCCUGUUGAAAAAGUAACUGUAAAUCCCAUUGUCAGGCCAGAAAAAAGAGUUAGCACUCCGCCAAGGACUGGUCCCUCAACAUCUGCGACAUCCUUUUCUGUUGCAUCACUUCAGCAAUAUACAAAUAGCUUCGAGGAGCAAAAUUUGAUAAGGGAGAGUAGGUUGGGAAAAGUGUAUCUGGCAGAACUUCCUGAAGGCAAAUUACUGGAAGUUAUGAAGAUUGACAAUGCUAAUGGAAGAAUACCAGUAGAUGACUUUCUAGAGCUGGUUGCUCGUAUAUCAGAUAUUAGACACCCUAACAUUCUCGAGCUUGUUGGAUACUGUGCUGAGUAUGAACAGAGGUUACUUGUCUAUAACCACUUCAGUAGAAAAACACUACAUGAUGUACUGCAUGAAAGGGAAGAUCAAGAUGAUGCAUUAUCCUGGAAUGCUCGCCUCCAGGUUGCUCUUCAUGCAGCAAAAGCCUUAGAGUAUCUCCAUGACACCUGUGAACCUCCAGUAGUGCACCAGAAUUUUGAACCAGCCAACGUGCUCCUUGACAAUAGAUGCUCAGUACGUGUCGCUGAAUGUGGACUGGCAGAAUUGAUGUUGUCAGGUUCUGUUAUACAGCUCUCAGGUCGCAUGCGGGCUCUACUCAAUUAUGAAGCACCUGAAAUCCACGAAUCUGGGCCUUUUACCGAUCGAAGUGAUGUUUAUAGUUUUGGUGUGGUGAUGCUAGAACUUCUCACUGGCCGUAGACCAUAUGACAGUUCCCGUCCACGUGCUGAACAACAUCUUGUAAGAUGGGCUGGUUCUCAGCUUCAUGACAUUGAAUCCAUAUCAAAGAUGGUCGAUCCUGCUAUUCGAGGAGAGUGUUCUGAGAUACAGUUGUCACGUUUUGCAUACAUCAUCAGUCAAUGCAUUCAGACGGAACCGGAGUGCAGGCCGGCAAUGUCUGCAAUCGUCCAAUACCUAGCUAGGAUUGUAGAUGCUACUGGUGAGGAUUUGGAGUGACAAAUCAAGGAGGAACAGCAAGGCCAGCCAAUCAAGACGCACAGUGAAUACAUCUUGAGCACAAUGGUGGGGAACCCUAUCAGAAUUUUUCCUGGACGAGAUUAUCGGCUGAUGUACAUGUCAUUUUGGAGCCUCAUUUACUUUUGGAAAGAUGGUAGACUGUAGUAGUAGCAGUAGUAGUAUGGUACAACCAGAGAGAAGUGGCUUCGCAUUGUUAUUGAGCAGAUUCCUGUGCUCUGCUAGACAUUAUAAUUCCACCUGUAGGCAGUAUCUCUUGUAACUAAUUCUAUUUUUUAUUACUUUAUUACACUAUAGCUAGUUAUGUUAAAUAUGAUCCUUUUAGUAUGACUUGGACCUCAUCAUUCUCAGGGAGGGGGAAAACUGGCUUUGCUAA